GGCCGCCCAGAACCUGCCGCGCGCCCUGGGGUGGGGGAGGCGGCGCAGGAGCAGCGCUAGGGGACGGGACGGUAGGCUUGGUCCCCGCAGCCAAGCAGCCCAGCGCCUCCUUCUUCUGCCGCCCUCUGCUUUCUCUCUCCUGCGGCGGCGGCCAGCGCGGACCCACCCUUCGGCGGGACCUGCGCUCUGUCCAGCGACGCCGAGCGGGCGGCUCCCUCCGUGGCCCGGGACCAACCCUCAACCCUGCGCCCGCUGACCACGGGACCCUCGCGGCUUUCCCAUUCCUUGCGGCGGUCCGGGCGCCUCGGGGAAGUGACCCACCCUCUCUCCAGAAGGAGGAAGGAGGGGAUAGCGCCAAGCGCAGUGAAACCUAGAGCUGGCCAGUCGGAGUGGGCACUGCGCGGGGGCAUUGUGUGUGUAUAAGCGUGUGAGACUGUGUGUGUGCGCGCGUGCAGCGUCGUGUCUGUCUCGGAGUGCGCUCUGGGAGGUCCCAUCCCGAAGGGGCGGAGCGCAGGGGGCCGAGGCUCGGGCUCCGCGCCGGGGCAGAGUCCCGUGGAGCCCGAGCGCAGAGGAGGCGGCCGGCGGGACGGCGCGCCUGGCGGCCGGGCGGGUGCACUGAAGGAAGGCCUGGGCAUCUUCGGCCCGGCCGCGGCCCCUGCCCCGAGGUGUCGGCCUCGGCGGCUGUGCCCGCUUCUACUCACGUCCGCGGACCUGCCUGCGGGGAAGAAACUCGAACGCCAAGAGCCAGAGCGCCGCGGAGCCGGCCCGCCCCGUCCGCCUGGGGUGCGCCGCGGGAGAGCGAGGUCCCAGCAGCUGCACGGCCGUCCGGCGUCGAAGGUGUCGGGAGCGCGCCGGGCCCGCAGCCCUAAAGGCUCGCACCAUGAGCGGCGGCGAAGUGGUCUGCUCGGGAUGGCUCCGCAAGUCCCCGCCGGAGAAAAAGUUAAAGCGUUAUGCAUGGAAGAGGAGAUGGUUUGUGUUACGCAGUGGCCGUUUAACUGGAGACCCAGAUGUCUUGGAAUAUUACAAAAAUGAUCACGCCAAGAAGCCGAUCCGUAUUAUUGAUUUAAAUUUAUGUCAGCAAGUCGAUGCUGGAUUGACAUUUAACAAAAAAGAAUUUGAAAACAGCUACAUUUUUGAUAUCAACACCAUUGACCGGAUUUUCUACUUGGUAGCCGACAGCGAGGAGGAGAUGAAUAAGUGGGUUCGUUGUAUUUGUGACAUCUGUGGGUUUAAUCCUACAGAGGAAGAUCCUGUGAAAGCACCUGGCAGCUCCUUACAGGCACCAGCCGAUUUACCAUUGGCGAUAAGCACCGCACCACCGUCCUCCCAGGUGGGUGCCUCUGCUGCUGCUGCACCACCUCCCUAUCAGCUCAUCAGCCUUCCACCACACCUGGAAACCCUUGGCAUCCAGGAGGAUCCUCAAGACUACCUCUUGCUAAUCAACUGUCAAAGCAAGAAGCCUGAACCCACCAGAACGCACGCUGAUUCUGCAAAAUCCACCUCUUCGGAAACCGACUGCAAUGAUAACGUCCCUUCUCAUAAAAACCCCGCUUCCUCCCAGAGCAAACAUGGAGUGAACGGCUUUUUCCAGCAGCACGUGAUGUACGACUCUCCACCGUCUCGCGCUGCACCCCUCUCCGUAGACACCAGCCUGUAUAACCUGCCUCGCAGUUACUCCCACGACGUUUUACCAAAGGUGUCUCCAUCGAGUACCGAAGCAGACGGAGAACUGUAUGUUUUUAACACCCCAUCUGGGACCUCGAGCGUGGAGCCUCAAAUGAGGCAUGUAUCUAUUAGUUAUGACAUUCCUCCAACACCUGGUAAUACUUACCAGAUACCACGAACAUUUCCAGAAGGCGCCUUGGGGCAGACGUCAAAGCUAGACACUAUUCCAGAUAUUCCUCCGCCUCGGCCACCGAAACCGCAUCCGGCUCAUGACCGAUCUCCUGUGGACACGUGUAGCAUCACACGCACGGCCUCGGACACUGACAGCAGUUACUGUAUCCCAACAGCCGGGCUGCCGCCCUCACGUAGCAAUACCAUUUCCACUGUGGAUCUGAACAAAUUGCGAAAAGAUGCUAGUUCUCAAGACUGCUAUGAUAUUCCACGAACAUUUCCAAGUGAUAGAUCUAGUUCACUCGAAGGCUUCCACAACCAUUUUAAAAUCAAAAACUUAUUGACAGCGGGAAGUGUAUCAAGUGAAGAACUGGAUGAAAAUUACGUGCCCAUGAAUCCCAACUCUCCACCACGACAACAUUCCAGCAGUUUCACAGAACCAAUUCAGGAAGCAAAUUAUGUUCCAAUGACUCCAGGGACAUUUGACUUUUCUUCAUUUGGAAUGCAAGUGCCUCCUCCCGCUCAUAUGGGCUUCAGGUCCAGCCCCAAGACCCCUCCCAGAAGGCCAGUUCCUGUUGCAGACUGUGAACCACCCCCUGUGGAUCGGAACCUCAAACCAGACAGAAAAGUCAAACCAGCACCUUUAGAAAUAAAACCUUUGCCAGAAUGGGAAGAAUUACAAGCCCCAGUUAGAUCUCCCAUCACUAGGAGUUUUGCUCGAGACUCCUCCAGGUUCCCCCUGUCUCCCCGGCCGGAUUCUGUGCACAGCACAACUUCAAGCAGCGACUCGCAUGACAGUGAAGAGAAUUACGUUCCCAUGAACCCCAACCUAUCCAGUGAAGACUCCAAUCUUUUUGGCAGUAAUAGUCUUGAUGGAGGAAACAGCCCAAUGAUCAAGCCCAAGGGAGACAAACAAGUGGAAUACCUAGAUCUAGAUUUAGAUUCUGGGAAAUCCACACCACCACGUAAGCAAAAGAGCAGCGGCUCAGGCAGCAGUGUAGCCGAUGAGAGAGUGGACUAUGUGGUGGUUGACCAACAGAAGACCCUCGCUCUGAAAAGCACCCGGGAAGCCUGGACCGAUGGGAGGCAAUCCACAGAGUCCGAAACACCAGCCAAGAAUGUGAAAUGAAAAGACUGCUUUAAUGUGUCUGAACGAAAGAGGACUGAACUGUAAAGAGGAAUCCUGCUUGACCCGAGAUAACUUGACCCUUCUACUCUAGGUAGAUCCUCAACUAAGUAGAGUCAGAGUUGGAGGACCUUUUAGGCUUCAUCAAGCUGUCAAGACUGUAAAUGGUGCUUUGUGGUAUCGGAACAAUUCAUCACAUGUAAAUAAUGCGGGAAAAUACUAUUGUUUGGUUCCCAGAGAAACAUUUGUUCUGUAGGUAACACACUAGUAGUAUUACUGUAUUUAUGCACUUUUUCAUUUGAAGCGUUGGCUUGGGUGUUCCCAAAUGGACCUUAACACGAUUCUGUUGGGAAUUCUUGUUUUUCCUCAAGAACGAUGCUGAGUAAUCUAAGCUACUUUCCCAUUGAGAAAUUGCCCUUUCACCUGCAGGAUAACCACAUGGCAUGAGAAGUACAUUCGCGGUCUGCCAUUCUACCUGAAACUUCAUGGGGUAAUCGUUAGCUUAAAAUACAAAGUAGAGAUGGACUCAUCAUUCAAUGCCUUUCAAAGCGCUGAACAUUGUGUCCAUCCUGGUAUCAGGACUUAGUUCUCUGGUUCGUGGACAUUUUCAAUGGUGGAACCUUGUUUUAUUUUGUUAAUUACAGUGUUUUUGGUUCAUUGAGUGAAGAUUCUGCCGGGUGGGAUCUUACACCUUGGAAAGAGUGAAUAAUGACACUAUCAAGUAAGCGUAUAAAUCACUGAUGGCAUGCAGUGAGAAUGUGCUCUCACACUUGUUACCAUGUAUUAAAAUUUACAUUAUUUGCAAAGUGUAGAUUAUACAGCUAAUCAGGUACGUACCAGGCACUGAUGUGCUAAUACACUGAUCAGGUUUAUACAACGAGCUUAAGUUGUGUUCUUGUUAAUCCUCUAACGUUGUUGGUUUCCAGUUUGGAAUUAAUGACACAGUUGAUAUUCACUGUUAGUUAUAGCAACAUACUGUGACUUUUAAUUAGACAGUCAUGCAGAUUUAUUGCUCUAAGAAUGAAAUUCUGUCUUUUGACACCAUAGUGCCCUUUCUAUGGUUUUUUAAAAAACUUUACUUAAUAUUCUUCUUGGCCUUAUCCUAUUUAAAUCCCUAUGCAAUUAAUGUUUUAUAUCUGCGUUGUUUUUUUAAAAAUAGAUGUUAUAUAAGUGAUUCUCAUAUGUAGCACCUAUUGCUUUUCCAGUAAAAAAAAAAAAAUUAACGAUUUUGUACUGUGAUUUAUAUUCACUGCCCCAAUUCAAGAAAUAGUGGAGCCUUGCUAUAAUGUGAAAUCUUAUAGCCAUGGACUUCUUCCAACUAGAUUUCUGAAACCACCAGAGGUAUCAUAUAAUUCUGGCUCACCUAUAACAUGGUCCUGUGACAUGGAUAUCAAGACCACACAUUAUAUAUAGUGAGGCUAUAAUUUAUCUAUCUUGGCUUUGCAAUGUAAUUUAGAAAGCAGAUAUAGUUGUUGGUUUGAUUGGAUUUUAAGUACGUUACAUACAAUCUCUUCUGUACUGAUUUGAGACUUACUAACAGUUUUUGGAGGGGGCAUAGAGAUCGCAGAGCCUACAGCUGAGUCACGUUCCCCUAUCCCACUUCGGACCUCUAACUGUUGCCUGAGAACACAGAUGUGCCCUGAUUUCUGGCCUCUUGGCCACUGUAUUGUGCCUGACUUAUGUAGUGAGUUUAUGUCCCCUCCAGGAACUAAGAAAACGUUCAUAACGAGACGAAUUGUAGACGAAUAACAUUUGAUGCUUUUAAAUGUUUGCUUAUUUUUAAACAGAAACUAAACCCAGAACUGAAUUUUGAGGUGGGUUUUUAAAUAAAAAAGAUUGUUUGA
Messenger RNA from Capra hircus (goat), 4806 nucleotides. RefSeq names its product GRB2 associated binding protein 1 (gene GAB1). The record is from RefSeq and is a predicted model, not a curated record. Bases 881 to 2965 code for a protein of 694 amino acids. The transcript has 10 exons. NCBI's taxonomy places the organism in Eukaryota, Metazoa, Chordata, Mammalia, Artiodactyla, Bovidae.